AUGAUCCGUAUUAGCAUCACCGUUGUCGCCGGCUCGAUUCACAAGGACACCGGCAUUAGAUUUGGCGUGCGCUCUAUCAAAAUUCACCCUGACUAUGAUCGUUCGUCCCAAGGUUACGACAUUGCUGUUUGGGAGGUGGAUUCUCCCUUCAUAUGGAGCGUAAAUAUUAAACCUGUUCGGAUUGCAAACAGCAGGGUAAAGGACGAGUGGCUCAUGACUCUUUCAGGAUGGGGAAAGACUGAGCAAUCAGUGGACAGGCUACCUGAUUACCUGCAGAAGGUAGAAGUGCGAAUCGUGAACAUGGACAAAUGCAACGCGCUUUACAGGGCAAAGCAUCACAUGCCAAUAAAAGAGAACCAAAUUUGUGCUGGUGGGAGAGGGAAGGACGCGUGCUUCGGCGAUUCAGGCGGUCCCCUGGUCAAGGAUGGCGUGCUGCACGGCGUUGUAGCGUGGGGAGAUGCAGAUUGCGUUUCAAUUCCGGGCAUCUACACCGAAGUUGCAUCCUUCGCCAAUUGGAUCAACAGCGCGAUCGCCACAGACAGAAAAUAAUUUAUUUAUUUGAAAGGUUGAAUAAACUAAGAACGCUUUUCCUAACUAGCUUUUUAUUUUAUUUGCGGAUUUUAGCUGAAAGUGUUGAGCUAACUAAGAAAGCACAUUUAAUUGCUUUGUUGCUAAAAAAAUGUUCAAAAGUAAAUGAACUUAUAAAACGCUUUAGCGAAAAUAAAUUUUUCUGAUUGAUUUUUGUGU
Cloeon dipterum is the source of this 747-nucleotide messenger RNA. Its product is annotated as trypsin alpha-3-like. Gene Ontology annotation, biological process: proteolysis. The coding region runs from base 1 to 549 and encodes 182 amino acids. The transcript has 5 exons. Gene Ontology annotation, molecular function: serine-type endopeptidase activity. The record is from RefSeq and is a predicted model, not a curated record. Lineage: Eukaryota; Metazoa; Arthropoda; Insecta; Ephemeroptera; Baetidae.